This is a messenger RNA of Andrographis paniculata, 1073 nucleotides long. RefSeq names its product NDR1/HIN1-like protein 13. NCBI's taxonomy places the organism in Eukaryota, Viridiplantae, Streptophyta, Magnoliopsida, Lamiales, Acanthaceae. The record is from RefSeq and is a predicted model, not a curated record. Gene Ontology annotation, cellular component: plasma membrane. Bases 124 to 942 code for a protein of 272 amino acids. The transcript has a single exon.
UACAACAGAUACGCAUCUUCCGCAUUUUCUGCGUUCAUCUCGCCGCCCCAUUCCAAUUCCAAUUUCAUUUCAAUUCAAUUUCAUUGCAGGUUGCUCUAUUUUGUAAUUUGAUUUCACGAUUCAAUGGCGGAUCCGCGGAUUCAUCCAGCCGAUACCUCCGAUUUGCCUACGCAGGAGUCCUCAUCCAUCGGAAAAUCACCGAAGGACUUUCAGCAGCCAUUAAAGGCGCCGGAUCUGCCGCCGUCGAAACCAGUUCCUCCGCCGGCGACUUACGUUGUCCAGCUACCGCGAGAGCAGAUACUACGCUAUCCUCCGCCGGAAAACGCGAGGAAAUACCAAGCACUAACGCGAGGAAAGCGGCAGAGUUGCUGCCGCCGGUGCUGUUGCUGCGUCCUCUGCCUACUCCUACUCCUCGUCAUCUCCGCCGCCGUCUCCGCCGGAGUGCUCUACCUCGUGUUCCGAUUCAAAUCGCCGAAGUAUGCAGUGACGAGCCUCGCCUUCAAAAGUAUGAAUCUGACGUCGGCGGCGCCGCUCUCACCGGAAAUUGACGUCACCGUCCGGGCGGAGAACCCUAACGGCAAAGUCGGGAUCUACUACUUGAAAGGCAGCUCCGUCAACGUUUUCUAUGACGGCGUUAGGCUGGGGGACGGCGUUUUACCAGUCUUCUUCCAGCCGCGGAAGAACGUGACGGUGCUGCAAACGGCGUUGAAAGGAUCCGACGUCGUUUUGGGGGGGAACAUUCGGACGGCGUUAAGGAACGCGCAGAAUCGAGGGAGGGUUCCGUUAGUGGUGAGAACAAAGGCGCCCGUUAAAAUUAAGGUUGGCGCCGUUAAGACGUGGGAAAUCACCGUUAAGGUUAAAUGCGACGUCGUUAUGGACGGGUUGACGGAACGGGCGAAGAUAUUGUCACAUGACUGUGAUUUUACUGUGAGAUUUUGGUAGUAGAAAUCUGUGUUUAUAAUUACAAAAUAUUUUAUUUGCUCAUCGUGUGGAUUUUACUUACAGGGCAUAUCUUUUCAUUAUCUAUGAUGCAAUAUAAUAAAAAUAUAUUUAUAUACAAUUUAUUGGAACAA